GGGGAGUAGAAUAAAAGUCACCGAUUCUUCGCCGCUGCAACAGUUUUUGUAUUUUUUUCCGGUUCUCCUUUUCCUCUCAGUACUCAGUCUCACAGCCUGUGAAAGCCAGACUAAGAGCAACAUGAUUAUUGUAGAAAAUUUUGUGGAAAAAGCUUUCAGGCUCAUAUAUGGGCGUUGCUACGAUCCCACCACCACCGAAGACCCCGAAUCACUUGGCCCCCAUGUCGUCUCCGCCCUUGAUUUGGGUGUUCCUGCUAUUGCCCAUGAUCUCUCUUACUUUGAUACCACCUUCCAGGUUCCCGAAGGGCUCAGUAGGCAUGUUGUGUCAUCCAUGGAGGUUCAGGCUAACUGGUAUAGAGAGCUGCUAGAGGCAUGGGAAGAAGCAACAUCCCCACCCAAAACAAGAGAAGAAGCUGCUAGGCUUGUCAUCAAGACCUUGAAGGGGGAUGAACAGGCAGAUGUUGAGGGAUUAUUGGCAUUCUAUGGUCUGCCCCAUCCACUCCCUCCACCCCCUCCUCCCCCUCCUCCUACUCUCAUCCAAGUUUCAGCUGAAAGUCCAUCAUCAUUGCCUUACGGAAUUCAGUUCGAGCUGCAUACAUUACCUGUCGAUGCAAAAGAUGUUGGAGAUGGGGAUGGGAUGACAGUUUACGUGAGCACAGCUGAUCCCCAGGAGUCAAAAAGCAUACCUAGAGAGGUAUUACUGGCAGUUGAUCAGAGAUUAGAGGUGCGUGGCCGGAAGUAUUCUAAAAGGGCAGAUGCACUUCACCGGCAGAUUAUUAAUUCAGGAUACAGAUUCAUUAAUCAUCAAAAUGGGGAGAUCCUUGCUCGAAAAUAUCGCAUUCGUCUAAGGGGUAUAGAUGCACCGGAGAUGUCAAUGCCUUUUGGGAAUGAGGCAAAAGAUGAGCUGGUUAAGCUUGUUCGGGACAGGUGUUUGAGAGUGCUGGUCUAUGAGAUAGAUCAAUAUGGGCGCAUUAUUGCUGAUGUAUUCUGUGAUGGCAUAUUUGUGCAGGAAGUAAUGCUCAAGAAGGGGUUUGCUUGGCAUCACAAAGCCUUUGAUCAACGUCUGGAAUUGGCUACUUGGGAAAAGGAGGCUAUGGGAAAGCAAGUUGGCUUGUGGGCUUCACCAAACCCUGAGAAGCCAUGGGAAUGGAAGAAAAAGAAUAGGAGAGAAGAGAAGGCAUCAAUAUUAUCCUGAUGGAAGAUAAAUAAUAGCAGGAUAGAGGAAGAGAAAGAAAAGUGGUCUCAUUUGUGAAAUUAAUAAAAAUUAGUAUUGUAAAGUAUGCAUUGACAAAACACUUAUUGUAAUGUAUGGAUUUGUCUACUCGGGAGUGUGCUAAUAGUUAAGAGCCUGAGUAGAACAGCUUGAAGAAAAACCACUGGACUUGUCAUGGAUAAUGUUCAAAGCAAUGAGAUGACACGGACACAUUUAGGUUGUCUGUUUUAGGUUCUAGUUUAUCUAUCCCGUUACAUGUUUC
Messenger RNA from Rubroshorea leprosula, 1475 nucleotides. Lineage: Eukaryota; Viridiplantae; Streptophyta; Magnoliopsida; Malvales; Dipterocarpaceae. The record is from the annotation of a GenBank genome assembly.